This is a messenger RNA of Halichondria panicea, 1108 nucleotides long. Its product is annotated as zinc finger protein 330-like. The record is from RefSeq and is a predicted model, not a curated record. Gene Ontology annotation, cellular component: nucleus. Lineage: Eukaryota; Metazoa; Porifera; Demospongiae; Suberitida; Halichondriidae. The transcript is spliced from 6 exons. Gene Ontology annotation, molecular function: zinc ion binding. Bases 103 to 1008 code for a protein of 301 amino acids.
AUAUUAAAAAGAAAAUAACCUCAUGGCCUAAAAGAUCACUAAAUCAAGCAGAGAAUAUCUUGUCUUUUGAAGCCUAAAUAGUUAUACUAGCCUCACAUCAAGAUGCCUAAGAAGAAGUCUGGAGCAAGGAAGAAAGCUGAGAAACAAAAGGAGCGUCAGAAAGGGAUCAGAACGUCUUCUGAAGCCAGGAGUUUGGUGCAACAGCCUUGCAACAGUAUGAUGGAGUGUGACAAGUGUCAGAGACGACAGAAGAACAGAGCAUUCUGCUACUUCUGCAGUGUAGUACAGAAGCUACCAGCCUGUGCUCAGUGUGGGAAGACCAAGUGCAUGUCCAAGGGUGGUGACUGCGUAGUGAGACACCCUGGAGGGUUUGCCACUGGGCUAGCUAUGGUGGGUGCCAUUUGUGACUUCUGUGAAGCGUGGGUGUGCCACAGUCGACGAUGCCUGACCACCCACGCAUGUAUCUGUCCACUCACCAACUCAAUGUGUAUUGAAUGUGAGCGUACAGUGUGGGAACACGGAGGGAGAGUGUUCAAUUGCUCCUUCUGUGACAAUGCUCUCUGCGAGGACGAUCAGUUUGAGCAUCAAGCCAGCUGUCAGAAAAUAGACUCUGAAAAUCUCAAGUGUGGUUCUUGCAACCGGCUGGGUCAGCAUUCGUGUCUUCGCUGUAAGAUCUGUUUCUGUGAUGACCAUGUGCGACGGAAGGGCGUCAAGUACGCCAAGGGAGAACCUUUCCCCUGCCCCAAGUGUGGUCACCCCACCAAAGAAACCAAAGAAUUAAGCAUGUCCACCAAGGCAUACUCGUAUGGCAAGCAAGGCCUGUCCUCGUACGACAGUGAUGGUGGUGAUGAUGGCUACAGUGGCUACACAUACGGAGGAGGAGAGAGCUAUGACUACACGAGUUACCAUGACGAUGAGGCUAGUGAAGAGUCCGUGGAUGAUAGCGAAGAGGAUGAUGCUUCAGAUAGUGAACUAGCCAAAAGUCUCUCAGAAGCAACUAUUCAGUAGCAGUCAUGUUAUAGAGGGAAUCCCCCUAAUUUAUCAUAAUUACAUUAUAUUGUGCAAAUUUUUUUUUAUUCGUUCAAAAAAAGUUUAUUUUAAAAUGACA